UAACAGUUUUAGACAUUUUUCAUAAAUAUUGCAAAUGAAUAUCUUGUAAGAUUGUAAUAAAUAUUUUGUUUAAAGAUUGCUUGCACGAAGAUAUUAUCAUUCUGGAUUCCCAAAAGAGGACUUAUUUAGACAUCUACAAGAUGGAUUUGGCGGAGACAAUGAAGAAUGUGUUAGCAAAAAGCACUGGCAGUGCUAGUAGUGCGGCGAGCUCUUCCGGAGCCGCAACGCCGCACGGUGCAGAGGGAUACGUCACUGAGAAGCUAUACAUGCUUCUUCAAUUAUACUUGCAAAAUAAAGGCUGGAGUCCCAGUAUAGAGCUGUUGCAAUGUUUCAGUGACCUAAAAGAAUCUUCGAUGUUGCCCAGUGCUGCUUAUUUACAAAUGAUGGCAUCUAGAGUUGGAUUAGACACACAAGGAAGACUGAUACUGCGUGAAAAUGGGAAAAUAAUUUUACCAUAUGAACAUUUUGCUAAUGCGGUUAUGUUGAAGCAUAUGAAUGGCCCACAUGGGUUACAUUUAGGUUUGGAAGCCACAGUCAGGGCGGUUGUUGAAUCAUACACAAUAGGAAGAGAACAAUUUGGUAUGGAAAAAGAAUUUAUAAUAGAGGUGGUUCAGAAUUGUCCGAACCCUGCAUGUAGGUUUUACAAGAAUCAACUGGAGAUGUCACAAAAAUCAAUUCAUUUAUCUCAGCAGCCAACAUAUAUUCCAGACGCGGGCAGUUCGAGCCUGUCCGACAGCCAGGCGGUGGAGCGGCUGCUGCGCGGCUCGCUGCCACAGGACUACCAGCUGCCGUUGGCGCCGCACAUUGCCGCUCUCAGUGGUCUGACAGGGGAGAAGGCAGAGCGGCGGUCGCAGGAGAAGCUGUCGCAGCAUCAGCAGCUGCUGCUGCACCAGGGCCGCUCGCUGCACGCAGACAAGUACAGCCACACGCAGCGCUCCUCCGCCUCCUCCCAGUCCAGCCUCGACACCAAGUCCAAACAUCAUUACUCCGAUGAACAUAAACUGACAGAUUUCUUGAGGGCGAACUUGGAGAGCCUGGAGGGUCUGUCGGGUGCGGGGGGUGCGGCGGGCUCGGCGGGUGCUGGGGGCGCAGGUGGUGCAGGGGGUGCGGGGGGCGGGCAGGAGCGCGUGGUGCGCGCGUUCGCGGAGUUGGCGCGCAACCUGCAGCGCAUGCGGCCCUGCGUGCGCCCCGCCAUGUGCAAGCCCUACGGCAAGCAGAGCGAGCAGCUGCAAAAGAUCCUGCUGGACACUAUCCAGCUGGUGCAGUCGCUGCGCAGCUACCUGCCGCCGCCGCACAUACAGGUCACCUCAUGGAAGAACGACGACAAGCUGCGUUCUAAUAAUAUGGAGGAGCUGGAGAGCCGUAAGAUCGUGAGCGGCAACUAGCCCGCGGAGCACGCCGCGGCGGACUCGUAAGCUGUCGCCUGACACCUGUCACAUGUCACCCGACAUCUGUCACCUGUCGUCUGACACCUGUCACUUGUCGCCCAAGCGUAACAUACAAUGCAAAGUGAUGUUUUCUAGUAACUUUCAUUAUAAUUUUAAUACGGUGGCAGAGUAUACAAUAAUGUGUAUGAAACAGUACUAUUGGGUUAUAUUCGUGCAAUUUUUUCUAUAUAUAUUUGUAUGUUUUUGGAGAUAUCUUGCUCCGGCACAAACUAAAUGAUUUGUUUAUAUAUUUAUCCUGUUUAGUUGUUCGCGAUUGUCUAUGCUUUCUUGUUGAUUUUUUUUAUUUAGGAUGUAAAAACUAUCGGUUGAUGAUCUGAAUUCAGUUUUAUAUUAUUUAUCGUUAUAUACAGUUUACAUAUGCUUUUCUAUUGCUUUUAUUAUGGAAAGUAAUAUCAUUUAUAUGUAAUUUGUGUAAUGAUCCUAGUUAUUGUAACAGUUUACUAUCGUAAGUGCAUUAUUUACACUGUGAUAGAGGUGUAAUAGGUAGAUUGUAGGAGCAAAUUCUUGACAAAUAUUAUCUAUUAUUUCUUCUUAACUUUUGCUACUUAAAUAUAUCGUUUGAAUAUUUUCAAUCACGCGUGACAGGUCGCUAAUAAAAUGAAGAUCUUAAUUUGUUUUAAUUAAAAAGUAUAAAGAAUCAGUCUUGUACUGAAUUUUAUAUAUGAACUUUGUACAGUCAGGAGCUUUCGCGGUGCUUCACUUUCAGAGAAAUUGCCCUAACAAAAUAACCAAUGAGUUUCGCAAAUAAUGGCAUAAAAGUAAAAAGCAAUUAGUUGUGUACAACUUACCAAUUUCUUUUCAAUGCUUACGAAACGAUCUAACGGCUGUCGGUUUUAAAGUGAAAUACCGCGAGUUUCCCCGAUUGUACAUUGUCAUAAUUUUAAAUAUUCCGAAUAAGGUAUUCCUUCUGUUCAGCAUUGGUUAAGCAGUUUGAGGUCGGGCAUUUUUGAGUGAAAAGAAAGUAAUGUGACUUAACAUAGAUGUUAAGAUUUAAGAGUCUAGAAAAGAAAUUUGUUUAUAGUGCGACAAACUUAUCUGACCCGCUAAGAGGCGGUGCUAUCGCGGUUAUAUAUGUAAAAAAUAUUACAGUACAAUAAGUAUUCUAUGACACUUUUUUGACAUUCAUACUAGUGUUAGUGAACUAUUAUCGACGAACUGUUGAUGGACAACGAUUUCUGACCCGGUGGAUCGAACUAAAUGAUGCUCACUAGCGCCACCUUGUCGAUGUCAAAAAGUAUAAGUUCCUUGUUGUAUUGUAUUUUAAUGGCAUUUUUUUACCUAAGUAGGUUUUAUAUAUGCAAUGACAGAACUAACCGCGGUAGCAGCGCCACUAAUGGCCACCGGGUCAAAUAAGUUUGUCGUUGUCUAUGGGGUUGUAAUGGCCGCGUCUUGUCAUGAGGAAUAAAAUAAGGAAGAAAUGUUAAAGAAGACUGCAAGUUUUUGGUCGUAGAUGUUUGUGAAUAGUGUUAGGUACUGCGCGUGCAAACGAUGGUCUCUUAUAUACGUAUUUAAAUUAUUAAUUAGCAUACUGUAAAAUUACAUUUACAAUAGAUUUUUCGUCCGCAGUUUUCGUAGCUACGUGUUUUUUUUAUAGAAACUGUUUCUGUAUUUGAAAUGUUUAUAUUUUAUAAUAAUAAUUUAGUUUGUAUUUCACACAAUCUGCAUUCAUAAUUUUUGGAAGGCUAUAAUUGGCUUGUGUACUAAGUGAACGAUUCGGAUGAUAUUGAUUUUCUGGUGAUUUUACAAAGAUGAAAAAAACUACAGUAAUUAUUAAAAUAAUUUAAGAUUAAUUAUAUUUUUAGAAAUUUAUAUCAUCCGAAUUUGACAUAACGAUGAUAUCAAACACUAAACAAAAAAGCAAGAUGACACGCAAUAGACAAAAUCAUUGUCAGUAUUGAUAUUUUCAUAGUUCAAAAUUCAGUACUACAACAACACACAGAGACAUGAUGCUACUCUACAACACGUCGUGACGCGUCGUGACGUCACUGAAGACGCCAUGAUAGGUUAUCAUGUUUUCGCGGCAAAAAAUUUUCAAUCGUAUUUUUGUUUUAUAUUU
This is a messenger RNA of Papilio xuthus (Asian swallowtail), 3504 nucleotides long. RefSeq lists its product as uncharacterized. The transcript has 9 exons. Bases 141 to 1385 code for a protein of 414 amino acids. Lineage: Eukaryota; Metazoa; Arthropoda; Insecta; Lepidoptera; Papilionidae. The record is from RefSeq and is a predicted model, not a curated record.